Molecule: messenger RNA, 1287 nt
Organism: Vidua chalybeata
Lineage: Eukaryota; Metazoa; Chordata; Aves; Passeriformes; Viduidae
Gene: DCX
Product: doublecortin
Exons: 7
Coding region: 1-1101 (366 amino acids)
Biological process (GO): photoreceptor cell development; neuron migration; intracellular signal transduction
Cellular component (GO): axoneme; neuron projection
Molecular function (GO): microtubule binding
Source: RefSeq, a predicted model, not a curated record
AUGGAACUUGAUUUUGGACACUUUGACGAAAGAGACAAGGCGUCCAGAAACAUGCGAGGCACACGGAUGAACGGCUUGCCCAGCCCCACUCACAGUGCUCACUGUAGCUUCUACAGAACCCGGACCUUACAGGCGCUGAGUAACGAGAAGAAAGCCAAGAAGGUGCGUUUCUAUCGCAACGGGGACCGCUACUUCAAGGGGAUUGUAUACGCCGUGUCCUCCGACCGCUUCCGAAGUUUUGAUGCCCUCCUGGCGGACCUGACCCGGUCCCUGUCCGACAACAUUAACCUGCCUCAGGGAGUGCGCUACAUUUACACCAUCGAUGGCUCGCGGAAGAUCGGCAGCAUGGACGAGCUGGAGGAAGGGGAGAGUUACGUCUGCUCGUCCGACAACUUCUUCAAGAAGGUGGAAUACACCAAGAACGUCAACCCCAACUGGUCUGUCAACGUGAAGACCUCUGCCAACCAGAAAGCACCUCAGUCCCUGGCCAGCAGCAACAGUGCCCAGGCCAAGGAGAACAAGGAUUUCGUGCGCCCCAAGCUGGUGACCAUCAUCCGCAGCGGGGUCAAGCCCCGCAAGGCCGUGCGCGUGCUCCUCAACAAGAAGACCGCCCACUCCUUCGAGCAGGUCCUCACUGACAUCACUGAAGCCAUCAAACUGGAGACAGGGGUGGUCAAAAAGCUGUACACCUUGGAUGGGAAGCAGGUGACCUGUCUCCACGAUUUCUUUGGGGAUGAUGAUGUGUUUAUCGCCUGUGGUCCAGAAAAGUUCCGCUAUGCACAGGAUGACUUUUCCCUGGAUGAAAGCGAGUGCCGGGUGAUGAAGGGGAGCCCAGCAGGUGCCACGGGCAGCAAAUCCUCCCCCACCCCUCAGAAGAGCUCGGCCAAGAGCCCCGCGCCCAUGCGCCGCAGCAAGUCCCCGGCCGAUUCAGGUAACCACCAAGAUGCCAACGGGACCUCCAGCAGCCAGCUGUCCACACCCAAAUCCAAGCAGUCCCCGAUCUCCACGCCCACCAGCCCAGGGAGCCUCCGUAAGCACAAGGUGGACUUGUACCUGCCUCUGUCUUUGGAUGACUCGGAUUCCCUCGGAGACUCCAUGUAGAGCGGGAUGUCCACACUGCAUUUGGGAUACAGCGAAGUUCCUCUGCCACAACAAGCAGAUCGGUGACUGGUGCUUUCAAGUCAAAGGACACACGGUUAAAUGUCAUUUUUGUUCUGUGAUUUCUCCUCUCUGUGCCACAAACCAACACCUGCCAGUCUAUAGAGAUAGAGGGAUACCAUUCUUCUG